Guillardia theta CCMP2712 is the source of this 2181-nucleotide messenger RNA. RefSeq lists its product as hypothetical. Gene Ontology annotation, biological process: cellular response to heat; protein folding; protein stabilization. Gene Ontology annotation, cellular component: plasma membrane; cytosol; protein-containing complex. Gene Ontology annotation, molecular function: ATP binding; ATP hydrolysis activity; ATP-dependent protein folding chaperone. The record is from RefSeq and is a predicted model, not a curated record. The transcript has a single exon. Lineage: Eukaryota; Cryptophyceae; Pyrenomonadales; Geminigeraceae. Bases 13 to 2124 code for a protein of 703 amino acids.
GCAGAAGCAAGGAUGUCGGACGUUGAGACAUUCGCAUUCCAGGCGGAGAUCAACCAGCUCCUCUCCCUUAUCAUCAACACCUUCUACUCCAACAAGGAGAUCUUUCUUCGUGAGCUCAUCUCCAACGCUAGUGAUGCCCUUGACAAGAUCAGAUAUCAGUCCCUCACCGACAAAGCUGUCUUGGACAGCCAGCCGGAGAUGUACAUCCACCUUAUCCCCGACAAGACCAACAACACCCUCACCAUCAUCGACUCCGGUAUCGGCAUGACCAAGGCCGACAUGGUGAACAACCUCGGAACCAUCGCCCAGUCCGGCACCAAGGCCUUCAUGGAGGCUGUUCAGGCUGGUGCGGAUGUGAGCAUGAUCGGACAGUUCGGUGUUGGUUUCUACUCUGCCUACCUUGUCGCGGACAAGGUCGUUGUCACCUCCAAGAACAAUGACGAUGAGCAGUACAUCUGGGAGUCUGCUGCUGGCGGAUCCUUCACUGUGCGCCCCGACACCAGCGGAGAGAACCUGGGACGUGGAACCAAGAUCCAGCUCUUCCUCAAGGAGGAUCAGCUUGAGUUCCUCGAGGAGCGCCGCAUCAAGGAUCUCGUGAAGAAGCACAGCGAGUUCAUCAACUAUCCCAUCAGCUUGUGGAUCGAGAAGACCACCGAGAAGGAGGUCGAGGACGACGAGGAGGAGGAGAAGAAGGAGGAGGACAAGCCCGAGGGUGACGAGCCCAAGAUCGAGGAGGUCGACGAGGAUGCCGAGAAGAAGGACAAGAAGAAGAAGAAGGUCAAGGAGGUCUCCCACGAAUGGGAACUUGUCAACAAGCAGAAGCCCAUCUGGACUCGCAAUCCUGAGGACAUUCCCAAGGAGGAUUAUGCCGCCUUUUACAAGGCCCUCACCAACGAUUGGGAGGAUCAUUUGGCUGUCAAGCACUUCAACGUUGAGGGACAGCUUGAGUUCAAGUCCAUCCUCUUCGUUCCCCGCCGUGCUCCCUUCGACAUGUUCGAGAAGAAGAAGAAGCAGAACAACAUUAAGCUGUACGUUCGCCGUGUGUUCAUCUCCGACAAUUGCGACGAGCUUUGCCCUGAGUGGUUGAGCUUCGUCAAGGGUGUCGUCGACUCCGAGGAUCUCCCUCUUAACAUCUCUCGUGAGAUGCUCCAGCAGAACAAGAUCUUGAAGGUGAUCAAGAAGAACCUCGUCAAGAAAGCCAUCGAGAUGUUCCAGGAGAUUGCUGAGAAUGCUGAGGACUACAAGAAGUUCUACGAGCAGUUUGGCAAGAAUCUCAAGCUCGGUAUCCAUGAGGACAGCACCAACCGCUCCAAGCUUGCGGACCUCCUUCGCUUCACUACCACCAAGUCUGGUGAUGAUAUGGUCAGCCUGAAGGACUAUGUCAGCAACAUGAAGGAGGAGCAGCAGAACAUCUACUUCAUCACUGGAGAGAGCAAGAAGGCUGUUGAGAACGCUCCCUUCCUUGAGCGCCUCAAGAAGAAGGGCUUCGAGGUUCUCUUCCUGACUGAUCCUAUCGACGAGUACAUGGUCCAGCAGAUGAAGGACUAUGACGGCAAGAAGCUCGUUUGCGUCACCAAGGAGGGACUCAAGCUUGAGGAGUCCGAGGACGAGAAGAAGGCCAGAGAGGAGCUCAAGGCCAACACCGAGGGGCUCUGCAAGCUCAUCAAGGAGACCUUGGAUGACAAGGUCGAGAAGGUUGUCGUGUCUGACCGCCUUGUCUCUGCUCCUUGCUGCUUGGUGACUGGCGAGUACGGGUGGUCUGCCAACAUGGAGCGCAUCAUGAAGGCCCAGGCUCUUCGUGACAACUCCAUGUCUACCUACAUGACCUCCAAGAAGACCAUGGAGGUCAACCCCGAGCACCCCAUCAUCAAGGAGCUCGUCAAGAAGUCGGAUGCUGACCGUGGCGACAAGACCGUCAAGGAUCUCAUCUGGCUCUUGUUCGACACUGCUCUCUUGGUCUCUGGCUUCACCUUGGAGGAGCCCAACACCUUCGCUGGUCGCCUCCACCGCAUGAUCAAGCUUGGUCUCAGCAUCGACGAGGAUGGCGAGGAUGAGGAGCCUGUCCCCGAGCUCGAGGAGACUGGUGACUCUGCUGAGGGAUCCAAGAUGGAGGAGGUCGACUAAGCUGUAGACUGAAUUUAUCGUUCAAUGUACUGUUAAUAAAGCAAAUCUCAUCUACGU